Molecule: messenger RNA, 1558 nt
Organism: Actinia tenebrosa (Australian red waratah sea anemone)
Lineage: Eukaryota; Metazoa; Cnidaria; Anthozoa; Actiniaria; Actiniidae
Product: cardiolipin synthase (CMP-forming)
Biological process (GO): cardiolipin biosynthetic process
Cellular component (GO): mitochondrion; membrane
Molecular function (GO): cardiolipin synthase (CMP-forming) activity
Source: RefSeq, a predicted model, not a curated record
AGACUAGAUCUAGUUCUCCAAGUCGACGCGUCCAAUAUGGCGGCUGCAAGAACUCAAAUGUAUAAACUCAGAUUAACUAAAAAUAUGCGACUAACUAUACGACUAAGGCAAGCCAGAAAUAUCUCUGUGUUUUCUGCUAGUUUGGGGUCAUGUGCUGGCGUAUUUUCAAAGGAUAAGGAGUGUUAUAGAGGUGGUGUUUUGCCUGGUUUCCGUGUGGUUUCAUCUUGUAGAACUUGGAGUACGAGGAAGAGUGGACAUCGUCUGUUAGAGAGAAUAUAUCAACUUCAAUCACAUAAGAAUUGUCAGAUCUUUAGUUCUAGAUGCAUAACAACAUCUGCUUUAUGCUUGAAUGGAAAAGACACUAUAUCUACUGGGAAGAGAAAAUUGAAAGAACAAUUAGAAAAAGUGAAAGAAAUGAGAGAAAGUAUUCUCACCAUUCCAAAUGUGCUCUCAUCGUUCAGGAUAGUGGCUGCUCCAUUCCUUGGUUACUUUAUUAUUUCAGAAGAGUUUACUGUUGCUGCUGCUCUUUUUGUUGUGGCAGGAAUCACAGACAUGCUUGAUGGCUAUAUUGCUAGAAACUUCAAAAAUCAAAAGUCCGUCUUUGGUACCAUACUAGAUCCUGUUGCAGACAAAAUCCUAAUGAGUGUUUUGACAAUCUCAUUAACAGCUGCUGACCUUUUACCCAUUCCCUUGACAGUGUUAAUUCUCAGUAGAGAUGUCCUUCUGAUUGCCGCUGCCUUUUACUUUAGAUACAAAUCACUGCCAUCUCCUAAAACUAUUUCAAGAUACUUCGAUGUUAACCUAGCAACAGUARAGCUACGACCUAACAUCCUAGGAAAGGCCAACACAGUCCUUCAGCUUGGCCUUGUAGGGUCUACUCUUCUAGCACCAAUAGUAGGAUAUGUGGAUCAUCCCUAUCUACAGGCAAUGUGGUAUAUUGUUGGAAUAUCCACUGUUUUAUCAUCAGUUAGCUACCUAUUCUCAACAAGCACUUCAGUUAGAUACCUCAAAUAAAGGAAUUAAAAAUACUCUGUUUGUAACUGGUCAUUUUGACCUACAGUUAACAACAAUAAUUGCCCUAUAACACUAUGACGUCACAUCAAAACAAUCUAUUGUUUUAACGCUAAGGAUCAUGGUCGUCGCCAGAGGGGUCAAAAUAGCAGCAAAAUGAAUUAAAUCACAAUAAAAAAUGGUUAAUUAGAUGGGGAAAGGUGAUAACAGAUAAAUGUUGUACUAAAUAUCCCAAACGAAAGAAAAUUUUGCCUAAAUUCCUAUCAUUCUUGCCCAUGUAAACAAGCUGUGACGUCAUAGUGUUAUAGGUCAGUUGGCUUCUUAUCACAAUUUACUUGUAAGUAUUAUGGAAAAUGUAAAAUAUUAGAGAGUGUACAUUCUAAGCUUUAACCUCGACUUAGUUGAAGAAGUAAAUCAUCUUAAGUUCCCAUUGUUUUAAGCACAGGGAGCACAAUUGAAAUAAAAUUGAAAAUGAGAUCAGAAGGGAAAUCUUUAAUAUUUGUUUAUUCGAGAUAGAAAUAAAGUCCCACAUAAUGAAAACCAGUGG